AUGCUAGCUUCCGUAGUGAGUAACGGCAUUGCAUCGGUUAGGAAAGCGUGGGCCGGUGCUGUUCUCGGGCAUCCUCACUAUAGACGGGGAGGAGAUGGCGUACUCGCUAACGCCCAGUGUGCUCGAGUUGUAUUCAUUGGAUUCGGAGUUCAAGAAAGGGAAGUUAGAAUCUUCGCUCCUCAACAGAAGACUGUUAUUCAUACAUAUUUCACCGCACCGUCGGAAGGGCGCUCAGUGAGUGUUGAGGCAUUGCUUGAUGGGAUAACGUGUAUGACUGUGAUGCCGGCUGGAGAGGACGAAGGCGUGGAUCGAACAGCGGUUGUUGCUGGGUCUACCUCGGGACUGCUGUAUGUCUUCAAUUCCCUGGAUAGCCCUGCACCAUCGGGAGUCGUCACUCUCACUCUCCCUAGUGUUGGAGAAGAGGAAGGACCGUCGGGUGGUAAGUCGUGCCCUGCUGCGACGGCCAUAUGCUACCUCCACGAGGAGGUAUGGGUUGGUCUAGAGAACGGUGGGAUUAUGGUCUUGGACAAAGAAUUCAAUAAAGUGGAUACCUUUACUUCACCAUCGUCAUUGCCUUCUGUUGAGAGUAGUGAGGACAGGAGUGCCAGUGGGCAUCCACAAUCUGCAUCAUCCCAAAGUGCUAUGAGUGGUAGUCACGAUGCCAUCACCUGUAUCAAUUACUGCUACAUGCUCGAUGUGGUAUUCACUCUGGCUGCCCAUCAUACUGUGGUAUUAUGGCGAAGGGAAGACAGGACUAUUGAGCAUGUGUAUCCUACCUCGAUCAUGACGUGUGGUGCGCCACUAUCGGCGUUUGCUGUGGUCCAGUUGGACGUUAAGAUGGAGCUCCCUCUCACAAGGAGCAGUAACCAGGAUAACGCAAGGACCCCUCAAGCAGACGAGUCUGAUAAUGAUGAUGACGGCAGUGAGGAGAUAGUGCAUGGACCAGGAGAGGACAGUACUGCUGCUGGCGCUUCUACUGCUUCUCCUGAGGAAACUCCUAAGAAGAGGAGUCAUAAGAAGAGAGGGAAAAAGCAUCAUGCCAAGUCUUCUGCAUCACCGAGUGGGAGCUCAGGGGAGAUUCAAGCUGCGGGAGCCGCCACUACAAGCGAGGUGGAGAAGCCUGUGGCGCUGAUGGUGUUGGGUGGCACGGAUGGCAGUAUUGUCUUGCGGCAACUCGUUAGGCGCGCAGCGGACUCGAGGCUGCAGAUUAUCCUUCUUCGGCAUUUCGAGUCGCUUGCCGACUUCCAGCGGAGGAUGGAUGAUGAGAACUAUGACGAGUACUGCUACUAA
Perkinsus marinus ATCC 50983 is the source of this 1290-nucleotide messenger RNA. RefSeq lists its product as hypothetical. Gene Ontology annotation, molecular function: protein binding. The record is from RefSeq and is a predicted model, not a curated record. The transcript is spliced from 9 exons. Lineage: Eukaryota; Perkinsozoa; Perkinsida; Perkinsidae. The coding region runs from base 1 to 1290 and encodes 429 amino acids.